Chrysochloris asiatica (Cape golden mole) is the source of this 3222-nucleotide messenger RNA. RefSeq names its product WD repeat domain 64 (gene WDR64). The transcript has 27 exons. The record is from RefSeq and is a predicted model, not a curated record. NCBI's taxonomy places the organism in Eukaryota, Metazoa, Chordata, Mammalia, Afrosoricida, Chrysochloridae. Gene Ontology annotation, molecular function: protein binding. Bases 1 to 3222 code for a protein of 1073 amino acids.
AUGGAUAUCAGGGAGGAAAAGCAAAAUUUCCGUGUUGCAUUUCAGACUAACAAUUUCAGGGCAGCUCUGAAGGGGUUUGAAAGACUGGUUGAACGUACAGCAGCCCAGAAAAAAGAUGAAAGAUUAGGCUUGUUUACCCAAAAAGAAGAUGCAAUUGAUUAUGACAAGUUUUAUGGGACAGUGCAAGAACUUUUUGGUCCAGAAGUGAAAAAUCAAGAUGUGAAAUGCUUUUACAGAAAGCUCUGCAACAAUCCUGAUGCUCCUAUGGACUGGUGUGAGAUCUUUGGAUACUUCUGCUCAGAGGAAGAUGUGCUUUCCUCCCAGAUGGAUGAAGAAAAUUUGAUUUUCCUUGUUUCUAGAAAACAGCGAGUUGUGAUUUCAGGUAGUAGAAGACGGGAUGUGAUCAAGUGCAUUGUCAAGAUUCCUCAACUGGAUUUACUAAUCACAGCAUCUCAAAAAGGACUGAUAACUCUGUUUAAUAGCCAGGAUACUUCCUGGAUUACAGGAUGUGACUACCUCUCACAACUGAAACGAAUUGUUGCCACUACAGAAAGGACCAUUAUUGUCUGGGAUUAUAAAGCUCAAGGGAACAACCAGGAAAGCUAUUUUAUCAUAAAGCCUAUGGAUCAUUGCCUUCUCUGUGUUUGUGUUGUACCACUGCCAGACCAGCUUUGCAGAGAUAACAUCCUCUUAGGAGAUGAUGGUGGCUUUGUGAACAGAUUCACAGUAAAUAGUGAUGACUUCGGACUUAAACAGGCAAAAACCAAAAAAAAAUUACAAAAUCAGGUUUUAGACUCAAAGAACUUUAAAAGUGUUAAGAGGAAGCUGCAUAAUGACUGGGUGAUGAAAAUUAAAUAUAUUUCAGCUCUAAAUUGCUUUGGAUCCUGCUCCUUAGAUAGUGUGCAUUCAUUAGUUUUGGAUUCCUUGAAGAGACUUGAGGAUAAUUUGCCUGUCAGAGAGUUUUCUAUGCCAAGAGGAGCAAACACAUUUUGUUACUGUAUAAAAGCAAAUGUAAUUGUUACUGGAGGAGAUGAUAAAGUGCUCCGGCUGUGGCAUCCCAAUAUAAGCACCAAACCAGUGGGGAAACUUGUUGGGCACAUGUUCAGCAUCACUGAAAUUGUAACAAAUGAAAAGGAUCAACAUGUCAUCAGCCUUUCUUCUGCCAAGAAUGGAGUGAAACAAGGAUGUCCUUUAUUACCACUCUUAUUUGAUAUUGUCCUAGCAACAGCAAUAAGACAGGAAGGAUAUAUAGAUGAGCUUCUUAUUUCUGUUACAGGAUCUAGUGUUAUAGAUAUGUAUCCUUUGACUCGAAUGAUACAAGACACGAAACAGAUUCCUCACACUCAUGAACGAGAAAUCAAUGUCUUGCUUUACAACAAAACCUUUCACCAAGUACUCACUAUCUGCUCAGAAUCUAUAAUUAAGAUAUGGGAACUAGAGACUGGCAUCCAAAUAUACCAGAUUUUAGACCCUCAUGGCUUCAGUAUUGAACUGACUGCUGCAUCUAUUGAUGAAAAUGGACUUCUCUUUGCCACCGGAGCAUAUAAUGGAACAGUUAAAGUCUGGGACUUUGGCAGUGGACAAGAGCUGAAAGUAUUACCUGAAGGAAAAGACUGGAAGGAAGAAGAACACUGGCUACAAGACCUGUUUUUCCUGAAAUCUCAGGAGAAACACCAGUACUUGAUCCUUGCCUUGGAGCGCAAUGGGAAGAUCAAAAUGAUCCAGGGUAAGGAAGAGGAUAUUUUCCUUAAUGUGAUUUGGGAAUUACCUGACGUUGGGCCUUUUCUGCAAGAUGAGAAUUGUGUUGUACAUCUGAGGACAUCUACCAGACUAAAGAACACUAAUAUUCCUUUUCCUGAUGUUGAAUUGAUACUUGAUAGAAAAUUAUCUCGAUACACUAAUAAUCCUGCUAUCAGUAUAGAAGUGAACUGCAUCGACUUAUUACAAUUGGAAGGGUAUAAUUUGAUAGCUGCUGGAACCUUAAAUGGUGUGAUCAUCUUAUGGAAUUUUGUCACGUGUACUGUCACAGAAGUGUACCGACCUGAAGAUUGCUUUACUGUGGACCCUGACUUGGAUCCCAAACGUUUUAGAAUUAAUGACAUAUUAUUCCUCUUUCGUACCCCUGAAUGUGCAAGGAGAUCAAGUCAGGAUUCCAUAUGUUCUUCAUCCCAAUGUGACUCUAGUAGGGGUCCACAGAGUAGCAAGGGAAGUAAACAGAGCAUACAUGAUACUGAAGUUAAAGGUGAGAACACAGAUAGUGUGGUGGGAAAGCAACAGCUAGAGAACAAAAAACAAUUUGGAGGUUCCAGUUUAGCAGAAGUUCAACCACCUAUCCUUGUCACUGCACAUGAGGAUGGACACCUUCGAUUGUGGACUCUGGAGCUCCUUUCUGAAUUGUUUCUUGUUGUCUUCGACCUUUCUGUCAGUAGUUUGGAGGUACCUAAAUAUCAUUCUCAUGAACCUUUUGGGGGAAGUUCUCAAGGACAUGUUAUCCUUUGCAGUAUUGGCUCCUUCCUGGAUCUACCUCAUGAUGAAAAGAAAUUCAAGCAGCUUCUUUCCUGGCGUGCUCAUGCUCUAGAAAUUGUUCAACUAGUCUACAUAGAAGACUUACAAUUGGUGCUUACUGCCUCCAUUGAUGGAUCAGUAAGGCUCUGGCAGGCUCUCAAUGGUCAUUACUGUGGAUAUUUUGGACAGCGAAGGAUCUUUGAGUUAUCAAAUGCAAUUGACUUCAUUUUACCUUGUGAUGUUAAUGAGUGUCCUAUAGAAAUAAAAGAAGAAAGUAAGUUCACAGAGAAGAUGCAAAAAUAUGAAUAUCCUCUGAUAUUUAACAGGGAAAGAUGGAGAAAAAUGAGUUCAAUGUCUUUGCUUUUCAAACGUACACCACCCAAGGCCUUUGAAGUGGAACAGGAUUUUAAGUUUUUCCAAUCUCUUUCCUCACCCAAGAUUCGAAGGUAUGCACUGGAGGGUUUCAUGACUGAAAACAGAGAAGCAGGGAUUGUAUUUGGUUCUCUACCUAUAUAUAGGGUACCAAGUCCCACAAGUCUAAGAUUCUUGCCACUCAUUGGUUCCGAAGCACAAAAGGACUCUUUGGAUAUCUUUUCAGGGAAGAAGAAGGGAGGUCAUGUUCAACAUGAAAGAGUAAGAAGGAGGAGAAGUUUAAAAAAAAAUUUGGUCCCACAAAUAAAUCUGGCCUCUUCUUUCUUCCCAUCCAUUCCCAAGUAA